Molecule: messenger RNA, 843 nt
Organism: Magallana angulata
Lineage: Eukaryota; Metazoa; Mollusca; Bivalvia; Ostreida; Ostreidae
Product: RNA-binding protein FUS-like
Exons: 3
Coding region: 75-752 (225 amino acids)
Source: RefSeq, a predicted model, not a curated record
UGCAGUAAGGUCUGGUAUAUAAAGGGAACCAUCAUGGAGUCGAUCAACAUCAUUUGCCUGAACCCGACAUCAGAAUGCGUAGCAAUACCGUUAUUCUUGUCUCUGUCAUCGCCUGCUUGCUACCAAAGUUAAGUCUCUGUGCUAAUUAUGGGGGCAACACACAACUUCAGAAUGGAUACGGUUCUACCCAAUAUCAGGACACCCAGUGGAGUGGGAAGACAAACACAAACUAUGAUACCCACUUACUAGAAAACCAUUACAAUCAGCUCUACCAACAACAGUUUUACCAAGGCAAUGCCCAGCAAUAUCCCCAGUCUCAGUAUCAAGGCGGCUUUACGGGGUACGGAAAAACUGGUUCUCAAAAAGGGUUCUAUAAUUCGGGUUACAGCGGAAGUUCGUACCCGGCAUCCUAUGGUAAAACUUACUCAGGGUACGGGAAACAGAUGCCAUACCAAGGUCAAGAUGUCGCCGUCGUUGUUCCGCCUAGUACCGGCUUUUCCAGUCACCCUGGAUGGGCUGAUUCUGGAUUUGGAUACAAUGCUGGAUUUGGAUAUGGAUUGCCAUCAGCUGGUUUUGGAUAUGGUAAUAGUAUCCCACAAAAUGGAUACGGUUCUCUGGGUUCUCCAAUAUCCCCAUAUUUAUUUCAAGGACCUUCUUUAAUGGACCAUGCCAUGGGAUUUCUCAAGACUGACACAGGGAAACUAGUAGGAGCAGCCGCCCUCGGAACUAUCUUAUACAAAACUCUAGGGUGAUCUACCUGAUCUCCGGUGAUGAAAAUGCAACCAGUGUGCCAAAUUAUUUAUUGUGUGUGCUGUAUAUUAAAUAAACUACACUUAUAUAGAA